This is a messenger RNA of Aphis gossypii (cotton aphid), 1538 nucleotides long. RefSeq names its product chitobiosyldiphosphodolichol beta-mannosyltransferase (gene Alg1). Lineage: Eukaryota; Metazoa; Arthropoda; Insecta; Hemiptera; Aphididae. The transcript has 6 exons. Bases 205 to 1449 code for a protein of 414 amino acids. The record is from RefSeq and is a predicted model, not a curated record. Gene Ontology annotation, molecular function: mannosyltransferase activity. Gene Ontology annotation, cellular component: endoplasmic reticulum.
AUCGUUAUCGUGCGUGCGUGGACGCGAAGACGAUAAGCGAUAACUGUAAUUCGAAUCGAUUGCUGCUUACCGCAAGGUCCCAAGUACCUGCUACUUUCUGAUGCGUUGAACCGUCGAAGUCCUCUUUUGGCUUCGAUCAUCUGUCGCUUUUACGGACAUAUGCGAUCAUCGUGACGGUUAACGAUUCCGCCGAAUACUGUGAAAAUGGUAAAGAAAAACGUCUGCGUAGUGGUCUUGGGCGACAUAGGUCGAAGCCCAAGGAUGCAGUAUCAUGCGCAAUCUUUGAUCCGCCAAGGUUUCAACGUUGACAUCGUUGGGUACACGGACAGCCCCGUGCUGGACGAUCUGAAGGAGAACGCCACGAUUAUCGGCGUCCAGAAACCGUUUCCGUUUGACGAAUAUGUUCCACGGUUAAUUGCAUUCCUGUUUAAAGUUGUAUGGCAAACAUUGACACUAUUUUGGGCAAUAUUGGUGAAACGCAAAUCUGACAUCGUUCUAGUUCAAAAUCCACCUGCAAUUCCAACACUUGCUGUUUGCUGGUUUUAUUGUUUGCUUGUCAACGCAAAAUUUAUAAUCGAUUGGCAUAAUUAUGCAUACUCAGUACUUGCUCUGACAUUGGGUUCCAAUGCACCUUUGGUAAAACUUUCUUUAUUCUAUGAACACUUUUUUGGCAGACUAGCUGAUUCUAAUCUUUGUGUAACCAAAGCAAUGAAAGAAGACUUACAUGAAAAAUGGAAUAUUGAAGCUACGACUCUAUAUGAUCGUCCGGGACCACAAUUUAAAACGAUAACAUUAACUGAAAAACAUUAUUUACUAGAAAAAAUGAAAUUAAACGAUUUCACUGAGCUAUUGGAAUCUGGAGAGGUGCGAUUAAAAUCCGACCGACCUAGUCUACUUGUGUCCAGUACUAGCUGGACCCCAGAUGAAGAUUUUUCGAUUUUAUUGAAAGCUCUACAAAAGUACGAUGAAAGUGAUGAUAUCUAUCCAAAACUCGUGUGUGUUAUUACUGGUCGAGGUCCAUUAAAGUGUCACUAUCAACUUAUGAUUUCAAAAUUAAAGUGGAAUAAAGUUUUAAUCAUUACACCUUGGCUUGAAAAUAAUGAUUAUCCAAUUCUUUUAGCGUGUGCUGAUCUUGGUGUAUGCUUACAUGCAUCCUCGAGCGGCUUAGACUUGCCAAUGAAAGUGAUUGAUAUGUACGGUGUUGGUUUACCUGUUUGUGCAUAUGAUUUUAAAUGCCUAAAUGAAUUGGUUCGACACAACGAAAAUGGGCUUGUAUUCUCUAAUGAAAAUCAGCUUGCAAUGCAUAUUAUGACAUGGUUUAAAAAUUUCCCUUUGCAAAUCUGUGAACAACGAACUAGAUUUUGUAAAGAAAUAAAUAAUUUUCGGGCAAUUGAUUGGCAUACUAAUUGGAUGAAUAAUGCAUAUCCAAUUUUUUCUAAUGACAAUUAAUAGCUUACAUUUAAUGGAUAUUUAAAUAGAUUUGAAUUCCUUUAUAUAAUGUAAUAUUGUAAAGAUAUUUAUUUUCAAUCAUGCAUUUA